Messenger RNA from Fonsecaea nubica, 1806 nucleotides. RefSeq lists its product as hypothetical. Gene Ontology annotation, cellular component: nucleolus. Gene Ontology annotation, molecular function: nucleic acid binding; ATP binding. The coding region runs from base 1 to 1806 and encodes 601 amino acids. The transcript has a single exon. Lineage: Eukaryota; Fungi; Ascomycota; Eurotiomycetes; Chaetothyriales; Herpotrichiellaceae. The record is from RefSeq and is a predicted model, not a curated record.
AUGAAUUUCACGCGCAUGACACCAGUGCAAGCCUCGACCAUCCCCCUCUUCAUGGCCUACAAGGACGUCGUGGUUGAAGCUGUCACAGGGAGUGGAAAGACGUUGGCAUAUCUCAUACCCGUGGUGGAAAAGUUGUUGAGACUGGAAGAGCCGCUGAAGAGACACCACGUCGGUGCCAUCAUCGUUUCUCCCACGAGAGAAUUGGCCACGCAGAUAUACAACGUCCUGGUGUCGUUACUGAGAUUUCACCCGCCUUCCGCUGCGGCGCUCGAGCCCUCGGAUGCGCAAGACGACUCUGCCGGGAGCAAUGACGCACAGUCUUUUCCCUCGUCCACUCUGAAAAUUCUCCCGCAGUUACUUGUGGGCGGUUCGACCACACCGGCGCAGGACCUGAGUAAAUUCCUCAAGACCUCGCCGAAUGUUCUGGUUGCGACACCAGGUCGCCUUGUCGACAUUAUGACCUCAAGAGAUGUCCACUAUCCGAAAUCUUCGUUUGAAGUGCUCGUGCUCGACGAGGCGGACCGAUUGCUCGACCAUGGGUUCAAGGACGAACUGACCAAGAUUCUUAACCUGCUACCAAAGGAGCGGAGGACGGGUCUGUUCAGUGCAAGCGUGAGCGAAGCACUAGAUCAAUUGAUUCGCGUGGGACUGCGAAACCCCGUGAAAAUUGAAGUCAAAGUGAAAGGCGCCAAUGGAGUGGAAGACAAGCGGACCCCUGCAAGCCUCAAGAUGACCUAUGCAGUGACUAAAGCUUCUCAAAGAUUCCCAUUCCUAGCAGCUCUUCUAAGACACCUUGAUCCAAUGCCGCUGCGGACCAUUGUGUAUUUGUCCACUUGUGCUGCGGUGGACUACUUCCAGAACCUGCUACCCUCGAUCAUGCCUUCAGGGGCGGUGCUUGUGCCCUUGCACGGUAAGCAUCCAGCAAAUGUCAGGGAGAAGAACUUCAUUCGCUUCACCGACUCUGCCUCUCCCUCUGUUCUUCUGACGACGGAUGUUGCCGCGAGGGGUUUGGAUAUUCCAUCUGUGGACCUGGUGGUACAAAUUGACCCUCCAUCAGACUCCAAGGUCUUCCUGCAUCGAUGCGGGCGAGCUGGCCGCGCAGGUCGCAAAGGUCUCAGUGUCGUCCUUCUACUCCCUCAUGAGCAAGACUACGUGGAAUUUCUAAAAGUCCGACACACCCCGAUUGAGCCCUUGACCGAACCUAGUCCUUCCGAAGUGCAGGACGACUGCCGUGAGGUUGAGGAGAAGUUUCGAAAGACUGUGCUCACGGAUCGAGCACUGUACGACAAAGGUCAGAGGGCGUUUGUCAGCUGGGUGAGGAGUUACUCGAAGCACGAAGCAAAGUCCAUUUUCGGUUUGAGUGGAAUCGACUGGAAUGACCAUGCCGCAGCCUGGGGCCUGUUGAAGAUGCCAAAGAUUGCCGAGCUCAAGAAUACCAAGUUACAACCCUACCAGGGACCUGACGUCGAUUGGGACAAAUACGGAUACAGGGACAAACAGCGGGAGAAGCAUCGGAAAGAAAUGCUCGCAGAAGGUUUGAGCGGCUCCACUGCUAGUCGCAAGGACGCCGACUCCAAGAAACGGAAACAGGGCACUGUGGCUUGGUCCGAACAGCUCGAGCGCAAGGCAACCAAGGAAGUCAAGCGAUCUAGGAGGGAGGCGAGACGACAACACGACCGGCUCACCAAGAUGACGGAGGGCGAAAAGGAAUACCAGGCCGAGACGGCGCGGAUGGUCGAGCAGCUCCGCCGGCAGCACGUAAAGGCCAGUCAGCAGCGAGAAGACGUCUUUGAGGGCUUUGACUGA